AUGGCGGACAGCUGCGAGCAAGAUCUCGACUUUGAUCUCGAUCAAGAUGGACUUCGUUCUAACAUACCGCGUUAUGUUAGAACACAAAUACCUGUUUGUAGCAUUGAAUACAAAAAGGUUCUACGAAACACUAGAAAAGUAAAGACAAAUAUUGAAGAAAGUCAACAUAAACUUAAAAUAAUGAAGGAAAAAAUGGAAGAUUGUCGAAGAAACGCGUGCGAGGCUUUUAAGCUCCGUAUAAACCAACAGGAAGGUCGUAGUGAUGAGGAGUUUAAAGGUACUGGAUCAUCGCACACCUCUAGACAAAUUAUCUACACUCCAGGCGGAACCAAACGGAAAGGUAUAAACUCUUUACAUAUUUUUUAUAAGCUGUGUGGUGUAUUUUAUAUGAAUGCAAGAGGCUCAUAUUUUUCUAGGAGACUGGCACCUUUCUUUACCAUUUAUCGAAUGAUAUCCAUUUCUUUCCUGUAUGAAUCUGCUUAAAAGGUUAUCCACAUGGGACUCAGAUGAUAAAUAUUGGUAAUUACUAUAGCAUGGUAAUCAGGUGGUAAACCAGACCCAUAUGAAUUGGCCUUGAGUCAAAAUAUGACAUGCAGGAAUCAGCUCAUCCAUGGGGGGAGGAUAAUAAUUCACACAAAUGUAUGGUGUAAUUAAAAUCAACUUAUUAUAUGUAUUGCAACUAUCAGCCACUGUUUAAGUAAUUCUGCAUCAUGUUUAUUUAUAUAUAUUUACAGUUAAUCCAAGUCACAUCAAAUUUAAAGCCAACCUAAAAGAGGCUUUGGAUAAUAUAAUUGAGAAAAGAGAAGGCUCUGUUAUUAUGGUUGAUGAACUUGUUGAUAAACUCCAGAAUACAUUCCCCGGUGUGAAGGGCUUUGAACGUUCCACCAUCUUAACCACCUUGUCACGAAUGUAUGGGAAAAAGGUUGAAUACAUGGGGAGGAAGAAAAAGUAAGUUUAACUUGAUUUUAUUUCUAUUAAUAUUGUAUGAUAUGACCUGGGAACUUUUUACAUAAACGUUUUUUAGAACAUUAAGUUGCCAUGAAUACAAAUUUCACUUUUGCUACUUUGAUCAUUUAUUGUACUGUGAUAGCAGAAAAAUAUUAUGGUACCACCACUUCACUGAUUAAUAACAUUAUUUUUAAAAAGAAUGUGAACUAUAAGCUUAAAAAUGCAGCACAAACAGAUCGACUGUGCCACAUUUUUUAAAGUACCAUUUUUAAAUUUGAAAUUUUUGCAGACCAUAUUACAGGGGAAUUGCAUUCAUAGAGGAUAGCAAGUUGGACACUGCAAGUCAAGAUGAAACAGGUACAGAUUAUAAUCAAAAUAUAUAAAAAGCUAAAAAAAAGUUAUACAUCAGAAUAUAACCAUAAGAAUUGUGUGGUUCCCGAAAUGUCAUCUUGGAAGUGGAAGACGGACCUAAUUUCAGUAUAGGUUUUCUCAAAUGAAAAAUAAGUUAAAGCAAGUAACCAAAACUUUCUUAAAUUGCACUUGCUUGUCACCGACAUUCUGUGCAAAACAGUUACAUGCCAAACUGACCAAGAUUCUUGGGUUAACACACAACUCUUACGUUGGAUCAAAUUGAGGUUUAAUUAAAUAUGUUAAUUAAAUUAUGGUAAAUUCAUUCUUUUCAGAAGUGCCUAAAUCUAUCAAUGUUGUCAAACCUCCUUGCAAAGCAAGAAAAGGUAUUUUAUAGUAAUUGUAUAUCCUAAAUAUGUAUGAGCAUUAAUUAAUGAUUUAAUUAAAGGUCUAAUAAUUGGUAAAAGAUGCUAUAAUUAUGGAAAGUCUAAAACUAAUAGUUACUGUGAACAACCCUAUUAAUUAAAUAACUGUGAGUGAACUAAGUUACUUCAUGAGUUUACCCUUAUGUGUUUUUUUUUGUGUAGGUAUAUUGUUUGACAGUUUUAGUGAAGAAAGUGGUGUUACAGAUUAUCCCUUCUUAAUCACCGGUACGGGUAAUCGACUGCAUGCCUGUUUUGUGCUGUAAAGUAAUUCUUGUUCAGGGAAAGAUUAUUCAACCUAGAAAUUCUGGAAAUGUAGUUAUGUUUGAAGAACUUUCUGUAUAUUUGUUGAGUAUUUCCAAACAACUGAGACACAUUUUGUGUUGCUACUGUAUAUAUAUUCAGAUAUCAAAUCUUUGAUUUAUCUGGUCUUUAAUUUGGUCAGUAUCAUAUUCAGGUUCAUUUAACUUGCAUGCAAUAUCAUGAUAUCUCAUGAAAAAGUAAUUUAAUGUGUUCUUAACCUUUGUAGGUACAAACCAAGAUCCAACAGAACCUUUUGGUAUGGAAGAAUUGCUACAUGCAACGCAAGAGGUUGAGAACACUGUUAAUGAGGAAGGUAACGCAUCAAAAUCAUUGGCAUUAAAGGAGCAAGAAAAAACGUUUAGAGCAUAUGAUAGCACUGUUCAAGAAAUCAUAAAUGAGCAGGAUAAAGUAAUUGGUUUGCAAGAGGAAAUAGUUACAACAUCAAAAUUACUUGGGGGACUUUUAACUGUGUCAGAAAGAAACUCAAUAAAGGAAGAAGUUAAUAAAGCUAAGGAGGUCUUCAAUUUGCAUAUACGUGAUGAAAAGUCCUUAUGUGAUAUUCAUGAUAUAUUCAACCCUCAUUUGUUCAAAGACCUUGUGGAUGGAGUACGAACUGCCUGCCCUACAAUUACAAAUAUAUUGGAACAGUUAGUGCUUUCUUCUAAUACUUCAAGAAACACAAUAAAGACCGAGAGCUUGAAGAUGAAAGCAGCAGUCCAUUUACUAGCUUCGUUAUUGGAUGUUCGGGAUCAGCACAGUAGAAAUGACAUUCCUCUCCUAUUUGGGUUGCUGUUCAUUUGUUACGGCGCUGGUCCAGCAAUGAUAAGAAUCCUGCAACGCAUUGGUCUUUCCGAGUCAUUCCCUACAUUGUGAGUUGACUUCUAUUGUAUAUUGAACCGUAAGAUUUUCCACCUUGUCCUUGCUUUUAAAUUUGAUAGUAUGUAUAUAUGUAUAUAUAUAUAUGUAUAUAUGUAUAUAUAUAUAUAUAUGUAUAUAUAUAUAUGUAUAUGUAUAUAUUUUACUUAUUUAUCUACCGGUAUGUUCCGUAUUUUUUUCAAUAUCGCGCAACAGCAUAAUAGGACUUGCAGCUGAGACCCAGAGGCAGAGAACAUUCGGGCUUGAAUUAACUGAAGUAGGACAGAUUCAGACCGUUUGAUUUUUUUGAAAUUUCACCUGACUUUUGAGCUACGGUGUCAAUUCCGGCCAGACCGUUAACCAUAUGGUUUAUGUUCCUUUUUCUGGGUUGCGUGUAUUUCUUACUGAGCCCCAAACAUGCUGCUACAUCGCUUCUGCCUUCUGGUCACGUUCAUUAAUCACAAGUGCCGUUUUUUCGCUUAAUGGUUAUUGUUUUUCAUGCACUCACGUUUUCAAUAUUGCAUUUUAGGAUAGGUGUCUUAAAAAGUCAACUCAGAAACUACAAGAAAAUAAUAUCCAAGCGUGUAGGAAUUAAUACACCAGUUAUUACUUACCAGGACAACAUGCAAAUGUUCCGCACGCCAUUAAGACAUUUGAGACUUUCUAAACUACAAGAAGAUAAAUUAAAGCAAGGAAAGAUGUGGGACUUCACAGUCAGAGGAUGGAGGGAAGCAGACAUAAGUGGAAUAGAGGCAAACUUUGAAAAGGAUGACUUGGCUUUGAAACCCCAGCAAGAAGUGAAGAGCCUAAAAUAUGAGGACACUAAGAUCGGUUAGCACCGUGAAUUAAAUAGAUAACAUAUAAGCAGGGUAUGUAACAUUUAACUGUUUGAUAUUAUUUCUUUGCAGAGAACAACAAAGAUCAGAACCAAAAAUUUUUAGGUUUCAAGGAACGAAACAUGUUGCGUAGGCUUGAUGUAGCAUUAAACUGCAUUGUUGAGACGGAGGACGAAAUAGUGAGUGCAUCAAAUGAAGAUCUUGAGAGAUUUGCGGAAGCUGCCGAAGCCCGAAGAAAUCUUCCCAUGAACAAAAAAAAAUACAUCACUGAUGUCCCCCCAGUGGACGAGGAAUUUCCUUCCAUGGCAAAGACGAAAACGAGCAUAUACCCUUUGCCGAUCUCCCAUGAGAACCAAUGCACCACGGUCGGCUUGGCUGGUAACUUAGACAAGUUCACGGAAGAGUUCAGCUUUCAUUCACAGGAAAAUCAGCAAUAUAUGCCCGUGAGGAAAUCAGGAAAGGCGUUCGCAAUUGAUAAAGCGUACGAACGUUUCGCAUUCAUAAAGAGCCUUGAGAAACACAAAGAGCAGCAAGCAUACUACGACACGAUUUUAAGAAGGACUUUAGACGAAAGUUCCAGCGAAGAAACCCAAACGUUUGACGAAGUUGGAGUUAUGGUUGAGGAAACUGUAUCUUCUGAUAGUGACGAGGACUAAACAGACCAGUAUUUAUAUAUUAUAGCAAUAUAGGCAUUAUUAAUGAAAAGGAUUCACAAGAUGCCUGUGAUGUUACUCUGAGUGUAUAUCCACACCAGGCAAGCAUGAAA
Molecule: messenger RNA, 4478 nt
Organism: Paramuricea clavata
Lineage: Eukaryota; Metazoa; Cnidaria; Anthozoa; Malacalcyonacea; Plexauridae
Source: the annotation of a GenBank genome assembly